Messenger RNA from Aspergillus costaricaensis CBS 115574, 1323 nucleotides. RefSeq names its product class I SAM-dependent methyltransferase. Lineage: Eukaryota; Fungi; Ascomycota; Eurotiomycetes; Eurotiales; Aspergillaceae. Gene Ontology annotation, molecular function: methyltransferase activity. The transcript has 10 exons. The record is from RefSeq and is a predicted model, not a curated record. Bases 177 to 1157 code for a protein of 326 amino acids.
AUUUAUUCAUUUAUUAUUCUGGGGCAUUGAAACUUAAUGAGUGGGGGAUCCGAUCACCGUUGCUUAUUAUUACGAUAUCAUUAGAGAGCGACUUGACGACCCUCUUAACUUAUUUUUCCCAUCCCAUCCCUUCCCGCAUCGCCCGCCCGUCAUCGCCCUCUUUUUCUCAAUCCACCAUGUGUUCCGACCGCGCUCCUCCUCCUCCCCCGGAAUCCAGCGUCAUUGAACCUGAUAACUUCAGCGACAAUGACUCCACCUAUCCCGGCUCGCUGGGCGAUGCCAGCUACACCACCAGCAUCACGUCUAGUGCCAUGAACUAUGCAUACCAUUCCUACCACGAGGGAGAAUACGUCCUGCCCAAUGAUGAACAAGAACAAGAUCGUCUCGACCUGAGCCACCACAUUUAUCGCAUGCUCUUCAAGGGAGAGCUGAACAGAGCGCCCAUCAAGAAUCCCGCGCGCGUACUAGACAUUGGAACCGGAACGGGAAUCUGGGCGAUCGACUAUGCCGACGAGCAUCCCGAAGCAGAAGUGAUCGGAAACGAUCUCAGUCCCAUUCAACCGUCUUGGAUUCCGCCGAAUUGCCGAUUCGAAGUCGAUGAUUUUGAGCAACCAUGGUCCUACAGCAAACCUUUUGAUUAUAUCCACGGUCGGGAGCUAGAAGGCUGCGUUCGCGAUAUCGACAACCUCUAUCGCCAAGCACUCGAGAAUCUGAAGCCGGGAGGAUGGAUGGAAAUGGCCUCGAUGGAGGUCAACACAUACUCGGACGACGAUACACAUUUAAGGGCCAAGAAUCUACUGGAGGGUAUAGUCUACAUGCAUGACUGCGCUCGGGAGUAUGGAAAAGAUAUGACCAGUGUGCACAGCUGGAAGGAGAAGAUGGAAAAGGCCGGUUUCGUCAAUGUCCGGGAAGAGAUCUUCAAGCUCCCCCAAAGCCCCUGGCCGAAGGACCCCAAGAUGAAAGAUCUCGGUCGCUAUCACCAAGUCAACAUGUUCGAGGCGCUGGGUCCGUACUGCUACGCGCUGUUCACGCGCGUGAUGGGCUGGGAAAGAACGGAGAUUGAAGUUUUUGUCGCCGGCAUGAAACAGGAGUUGCGCGACUUGAAUAACCACUUGUACACGAAAGUGCACAUUGUGUACGGGCAGCGGCCGGAAUGACAUGUGGUGUGAGCAUCUCUCAUUGUGUCUGGUGUCGGCUGUUUUGAUUAUCGGGGCUUUUCUCCUUCGGAUCAUGUGAUAUGAGCCCAUUCAUUAAGCGUCUUUUCACGUCAUGUCCAGUACUACUUAUCAUAAUGCUUGUUGAAUACGAUGUAGGGUGACCUAC